GCGGUGCUUGUGAAACAUCUCCUGGACCCUGGAACUGUGGACGAACUCAGAGCAGAGUUAGCAGUUAGCACGGUAGCUGGCGGGAGGACGUCACCGUAAACAAAGGACUCCAACUGUUCCUGUGAUACCAGCUUGUGACUCUUACGGAACAGGUUUGGCGUUGGCCGAGAUUUCUUCCAGCGGAAGUGGUCACGUGACCCGGACGAGCCGCUGUUCCUGCCAGUGUUGUUGUGACCCACUCGCGGCACCGACCACUUCCGCUCUCCCCUGCCCGCCGAGGCGGCUCCUCCUGCGGCCAGCCCUCACCACUGCUCCCGCUCCCCGGAGCUCCCGCUGGACUUCAGCCCCGGCGGCAGGAGGGCGGUGUCGGUGGGCGGUUCCGAGCGGCUUCUUUUGUGCAGGAGGAAGUCAACAGAGGCGCCAGACGCUCGCGGUUCCGCACACACACGGACUCCAGGGUCCAGAGCUGUGAUGGCACCCUGACUCCUCGUCUGUGCUGGGUCCGACCCGGGGCCUCCUCCCAGGAGUGUCUUCUCUCAGAGGGGCGGAGGCAACUAACUUGUGGCCAGUGGGCGCCGUCGAGCUGCAGGCUGUGUUUGCUUUGACUCAGAGGCUGUGGGACCGAUGAGCGGCGCCGGCUCGCACCUGUCACCGGGGUCCAUCAGCAGAAAACAGUGCAGUGAAGUGACGGGUGCCGCCGGGCUCAUCAUGGAGACUGUGUGCCAGGACUCGCUGCUGGAGUGCCAGAUCUGCUUCCACUGCUACAGUGCCCGCCGGCGGCCCAAACUGCUGGACUGCCGCCACACCUGCUGCUCCGUCUGCCUGUCGCAGCUACGCGGCAGCCAGAAGGAGCUCCGCUGCCCGUGGUGCCGUGCCGUCACCACACUGGCCCCUGGCCUCUCGGUGGCGCAGUUGCCCGACGACCCGGAUGUGGUCACGGUCCUAGCCGUCCCUCACGUGUCUGAGCGCACGCCCGUGUUCAUCCGCCUACCGAGCAGCGGCUGCUACAUGCUGCCGCUGCAUGCCGCGAAGGAGUCUGCGUGCCGCUUCCUGCCGGGGGGCCAGCAGAAGGGAGUGGCUGUGGUGGCGGUGCCCGACCCACCGGGUCUGGAGGAAUCGGGGUUGGAGGAGGUGGAGCGCCAGGCCGGGGGCCCUGGCGGGGCCAGGAAGGGGUCCACGUGGUCUGGAGUCUGCACCGUCAUCCUGGUGGCGUGCGUGCUGCUCUUCCUACUGGCCAUCGUGCUGCACAACAUGUCCUGCAUCUCCAAGCGCUUCACCGUCAUCUCCUGCGGCUGACGGUGCGGAGCGCACAUCUGCUCUCACGGCUCGAAGGACGGACGAGUCCUGGGAAGCCCGGUGGCUGUCAGGCUCGCCGCGACGACCUGAGACUUUUCCUGCUUAUUACUUGCUCACUGUUUGUCAGCAGAGGGCGCUCCAGAGACACUAUGUGCUGACAGACAGGGUCCACCUGUCAUGGAAGUCCAGGAGCACAAAGGUUCAUGAAGCUCAACGAAACAGCUGCGCAGCCAUCACCUAGCAAUCCUGCUAAGAAGCAUUAGCAGCAACUUUUUCCCGCCAAAAACAGUCACCAAAUGUGCUCGUGCCAAAAUGAUUUAUUUUCCUUAGAGCUCCCCCUGCAGGUGGGAGGACUGAAGCAUGCAAGCCAUGACGCGGUGUUGUGAGCAGACGCUAACAAUAUGUGAAUGAUGAUCUGAAGUCAAAGUGCACACAUUUGUUCGCUGCUUCCACCAUCUCUUUGCAAUACUGUCAUUAGCUAGCAAUAACGAUACGCCAUAUCGAGUGGAGACGGAGUCCCUGGCUAGCUUGCGAAAAUUCCUAAUUUAGUGUAAAUAAAUCUGUUGAAUUUAUUAGCCAACAAUGCUGACGCGCUAACCUGAAGCUUCGACAUCAUUACUUGAAUGUUCCGUGCGCUAGCAACACUGGAAUGCUAAUAGAUUUAAAGUUAGCAAAGUCUAGUGGUUGUGCUAAUGUAUUGAGGAUUUGUAUGUAGUUGAUGUUGUCAAUGUUACGAGGGUGAAACCUCUGAGCUCGUGUCUCAUGUUAGCAUCCAUCGUGACGAGAAGUCAAACCAGCACCAAGAGAUUUGUAGUUUGAGUCUGACGCGAAGUAUUAGCUCUGAAAAGGCUUCAGGAACACACAGGAACUUUGUGUUGCACUCUUCAAAAUAAGAGCAUCAAACGCGUUGUUUUGUAGAAAAAGUCACUUUAAGUUUGUGUAAAUGUUUUCUAUAAUCUUAAAUCUGCACAGUUGCGUGUCAUUGUGUUUAUACGGAAGAAAUAAGUUGGAAUCUUUUUAGCCAGAAGAUUCUGAAACUUCAGUUUGUCAACUUCCUGUUUGAUGGGUAAAUAAAGAUCUUUCUACAAACUCUGGAGUCAAGAUCUAGAUCCAUCAAGCCGACACUUGGGUGCUGUUGCGCCGCCCCAAGUCUGCUGUGGGCGACUUGUUUGGCUCCCUAAACAGCGGAGCCUGGAACUGAGAAGGAAUUGUCUUGCUGUGAGAGGUGAGGGAUCGUAGUCAAAUGUUUUAUUAUCAAAGAUAGAAAAAUCAUCGACAUUCAAUACAAGGUUUGUGCCAAAAACACAAAGAUUCAAGUAGGCGUCACUGGAGGUGUGAAGACUGCAGCGGGCCGUCUUUUGUUCCACCUGUCGCCACCAGGGGGCGCGGUGACACGACAUGGCACGGUGGCAGAAAAUCGUCCAUCUGGUUGCAGAAGAAGUGCCGAUCUUGGAAAUGUCAUUGUUUUUUUUUAUCCCAAAACAGUCGAGUGUAAAAGUUGACGUACAAAAGUCGCCCUCGACCUCAUUCUCUUCCCGCUGAGCGCUCGUGGCUAACAGCUAAUUGCUAAGUACAAACGGAGGACUGUUGUGUCAAAAUGGUACAAAUAAGUUAAAAAUGUAUAAAUACGACACGCGGAAAAGAAAACGGAGCGGUCUGUGCAGAAGGCGACGGCGCCACCUGCUGACAGUCGUACCACAGAGAAGCUGCCAACUUGUUUGCGAUUAUCAAAAGGAGUCCUGGCUGUGGCAUCGAGGACCCCCCCAGUAGCUCAGACAGGAAGUGAUGGCGGCGACCUCUCCGGCUUCCUGGGAGCGCCACACGCCACAAUCCUACCACACCGGAGGAUCGUUUGUCUCCAGCACGCCGUACAUCUCGGCCAGUUUCCUGAAGCGAGGCCC
This is a messenger RNA of Synchiropus splendidus (mandarinfish), 3197 nucleotides long. It is a transcript of the gene rnf152, whose product is annotated as ring finger protein 152. The transcript is spliced from 3 exons. The record is from RefSeq and is a predicted model, not a curated record. Gene Ontology annotation, molecular function: ubiquitin protein ligase activity. Bases 625 to 1296 code for a protein of 223 amino acids. Lineage: Eukaryota; Metazoa; Chordata; Actinopteri; Syngnathiformes; Callionymidae.